Acytostelium subglobosum LB1 is the source of this 1152-nucleotide messenger RNA. RefSeq lists its product as hypothetical. The transcript has a single exon. The coding region runs from base 1 to 1152 and encodes 383 amino acids. Lineage: Eukaryota; Evosea; Eumycetozoa; Acytosteliales; Acytosteliaceae. The record is from RefSeq and is a predicted model, not a curated record.
AUGCCCUCUUCGUUCCUUAAAAGCAGGGUCGACUGUCUCCGUGCGCUCAUUGCCUCACCGAAGUUCUCUGACUACGUCGACUCCAUCCAGCAGUACUACAGCCACCUUCCAUCGUCUGAAGAACAUACCCUGACCGCCCUCGAGUUGUCAGCAUUGAUACUCUCGGGCUACGCACACACUGGUCCCUCUUUUACCUUCAAUCACUGUGGCGCCUCUACGGACCUUGUGGCAGAGCUGACUCUGUUGCGACAACUGCAUCCCCCCAGUAAUGACAAUGUUGACAUGCUGGACCUGCUCAACUACAGUCCUAUGCAAUCACAGAGGCUACAGCAGACGCUGCACGAGUUUGGAGUGAAGAAGCUCCGAGCCUACCGAGCUGGUGGCUUUGGCCGCAGUGUUCCCCCUCACUUUGACCUGGCCAUUGCUUCCGACACGCUUACCCAUCUCUGCAUGCACAUUGUCUCGAUUGAGCCGGCCAUCUACGAGCACAUCAUCACAGGCUAUGGUUCGCUGUUGAGCCUCGACAUCACUGUGACCCAAGAGUCUGGACGCACGUUCCAGGGUGAGAGCCUGCUUCCCAUGAGCAUGGUGCACCAUGCCACACUCAAGUCGCUUCGGCUCCACUGCGUCCACUAUGUGGAGCACAACCUCGAACGCUUCCUCAACAACAACGCCCUUGUCGAACAUCUUGACAUUGCCUUUGCACAGCCGCUCGAUCACCAGCAGUGCCCAGUCGACAAUAGUACACUACGCACGUUGAAGAUACACAAUCUGAGUCUGUACUGCUAUCGCUGGCAUUCCAUCCUCUGCGAGCUGUCCAUCACCGACACAGAGGCAUUCAGGUCCGAUCCGUCUUGUCAUGACACAUUACUCAGCUCAGUGAAUCCCCACCGCGAAGCCUACGUCAUCCAUUGUGCAAUCACAGACGACCUGGCAUCGAUUACCAGAAGCGUGCUCGACUCGGUCUGUGAGAUGCACAGACACCUCGUCGCGUUUGAGUUCAAACAAGUGACUCGCGGCGAGGGCUAUCCCGCCGGCGCCGAAGACGGAGGAAGGAAAGGCUACACCUGGGAUAGCUUCAGCUCACGAGAGACCACUAUCGCUGGCACCACUGGCAGAGCUCCUCGCCCGCAACCUGGAUCAGCUAACUAG